AUGGAGGCAGACGCUCUUGCAUCGCAUUCGACUUUUGCCUUGUCGACGCGCCUCAAUUCGAAUUCUCGAAGGCAGCUAAGACGAGACCUUUCCACCAGGAGUCAGAAGUCACAGAAGUUGACGGAGCUGCGAGAAGCCAGGCAAAGACGGUCGCCACCACUACCAGUGGGGACACAACCAGACUCGCCAGCGAAACCGAGGUCCCGCCCAUCGCCCACCACGGCACCUAAGCCUUUGUUGCCUGCGACAGAGAGGAGAUCGGGGAAUGACGGGAAGCAUACCAAAUCCAAGAAGGAGUCGGAGGGGGAUAAGUGGGAUAUCGCACCAGAUGGAGGUUCUGCAGGUCGCGAAGGGAGGCAAUUCACUGUUGCCAAUGUAGGAAAUAAUGGCAAAAUUUACCUGAGGCCUACGGUUCGACCCGCAAACCAGCGGUAUCCACAGCCACAUUUUGUCUUUCCAGUUACACCGCCCAGUACAGCAGGCUUAGAUGCUUUUAGCAGUAGGAGGGAUAUAGGUGAUGGGACGAGCGAUUUCUACGGCAGCCAAAGCCAGUUGACUCCAUUGACGGCGCCUUCGUCUCCUGAACUCUCAAGACAGUCGAGGCCGUUCGACCCACGGAUAUCCAGAAGGUCGUCCCAUCAUCGACGUGCUGUGUCCGAAUCAACAAUUCAGGAUCCGAGCAUAGCUCGCGAAUCCGACAUUGGGGGAUUCAAAGUGGUAAUAUCGAAGCCGAGGAACGAGUCAAGGGCCAGGACAACCGAGGAUCUUGAUGCCGAUGGAAUGCCCCUGCUGCAGGUCUCGAUCCCGACGUGGAAGCUGGGCACACCGCAGUUCACUACUCGAGGAACACCCAUCAUUCGAGGUUCUUCUUACGCGCCAACAGAGGACGUUCGUUCAAGCAAUGUCUCGUUUUUUCCCAGGUCUCACGUGAAUUCGUUGCAUAACACACUGCAUCCCCAGUCGUCAAAUACCACAAAACCUAGUCCGACACCUCAUAUCACGCUCCCUUCGCCUCACAUGUUGGACCCCACCUCACCUCGACCCACUAUACCGUCUCGGGCAACAUGUCUCCUGACCGAUCUCGUCAUAGAACCGGGCAUGUUCGACAGCCUGACAUUCAAGCCGUUUUGCGACGAUCGUUCCAUUGUACGCUAUUCAUCCAACACCGGCGCAGUGACGGCAGCUGCGCCAUCGCGGCUCGUCGCGGAAAUAACCUCGCCAAGCUUCUUGGAUUACGAACUACUAUCUGAUUUCUUCCUCACGUUUCGCGCAUUUUUGGAAACUAGUGACCUGCUUCGAAUGCUGAUUGCCCGACUGAAAUGGGCUCUUCGCCGAGAUGACGAAACGGGCAUGGUCGUUCGAGUGCGAACUUUUGUAGCAAUCAGGCAUUGGAUUCUCAACUACUUUGUGGACGACUUUGUCGUAGACUACCAUCUCCGCGUCACAUUCUGCGAUCUUCUCAACGAAUUUGUCAAUGAGAUCUCCCAGGCCCCUCGUGGACAUAAGACACAGAUUAAGAUCCUGUCCGAGCUCAAGAAGUGCUGGAGACGUGUCUGCUCGCAAUACUGGGAUGGUCCUGAAUUCGACUCCAACUUGGCCCCCGAGUUUCCCAUCGCCCCCGGUGGCAUCGCUGGCCAUCGUAAUCCGAGUUUGGACCCGAGCUUUUGGGAGACGAAGUCGUACGAUCCACCCUGCCUAGGACUCGAAUUCAGCGAGCAUGAGGCACGUGGGGAGACAAGUUUCUACUUGGAUGUGGACAAGGCUGGUCAUAUCAACUCGGUUAUGCAUGUAGGCGAAAGGCCCAGCACACCACCAUCUCGGCAUACUGCCUCUUCGGAGAGGACCAGGACUCGAGCAUCGCCAACGAGCAUAGCAAGUUUGGACGUUAUUUCUUGCUCGUUCCCUAUUAAGAGUAUGCGAAUACCCGAUCCAGCAACAAACUAUCCGAUGACGACCCAUCCUGUUGAUCCCAGCUCAGUAUACGCGAAUACCGAUCCAAUCGCGCCAACCCCGCGUGCUUUGACUGGCAAACGGGUCCGGCCGCACAAGCGCAAUAACAGUAUUGCGGACUCACUCAGAGAGCACACGACAACAGAGAAGGUUAUUUACAAGAAUGCCGAGUUCUUGCUUGCCCUUCCGUACGCAGGCAGUCUGGUUCGUGGGAAUUUGCUCCCCCCUGGACAAGCAUUCGUGGACGUCAUGCCCCCAAGCUCAGCAGGCGGAAGCCGCCAAACGACAGUAUUCCAGCCAAGUCCACAAGUGCAGAAAGACAAGAGCGCUGCCUCAGCAGUGUCAGGUGCCGGGAUGAGGAAGCUGCUUGGGAGCGUUAGCCGAGCAUUGAGCAACAACAAAGGGCAGGCUGUUUCCCCUACGCAAGGGAACUUUCUCAAUACCUCUCCCACUGGACCUCGAGGUGUGACGGCAAAUCGAAUCCCUGGCACUGCCGUCGUACCUCAAGCAUCCCCACAGCGCCCGAACGAUUACCGACCAGCCGUCCGCGUCGACAUUCUGGGUGCUGAGGUAGCUGAAGACUUCAAGAAGGCCGUGCGAGAAGAUUCUGUUGAUGCUGCGACCCACGCACUUGCCAGCAAGAUAUUAUCUGAGAGUUAUGGAUAUUCGGCAGCCCAACUCAACUCCUCGUUCGAUCUUCCUCUUGGCUCGGGUUUCCGCCCCUUCAGUGACGCAGCUAUCACCGCAGGCAGCAAGUCAAUCGUCAUUGUCGACGACACGUUUCCUUCGGACUACCCCGCUAUGACCGGUGCGCUCCUUCCGUUGAAUGAUUCUGGCGAUAAUUUUGCAGGCAGCUUUGCCCGUCCAGAAGCAGAUCCCACGCCACCAAACACGCCGCCUGGCCGAAAUCUCCUGAACAACCCAUCGAGUUCAUCCUACCCACGCGGUCAGCACGUUCUGAGCCCAUCCUUACCGCUAGAGGAUCCUUUGCCACCAUUUGUUCCCGAUUUGGCGACGCUAGGGGGUAAAAGGCUUUCCGAGGAUACAGGGACGCGUCCGUCCAUCGACCGUCCAUCAAUGUGCUACAUCAAGCAAUCACCCAACCGACACCCGCUGACGAGCAUGAGAUACCACAAGAGACAGCAAUCCAGUCGCAGUUUCCGUUCCAAGCGAUCUAAUGCCCGAUCCAUGGCCAGGUCAGUGGCCCACCGCAGAUGGGCUUCUUUCCAGAGUGUGAUUCCGCAGUCAAUUAAGAGUUUUGAUGCCACAACCUACUCGGAGGCAGCAUCGGUUGCGUCGGAAGUGAUGUCCCCUCCGGCCCGAAUGCUUCGAAGACGACCUGGCGGAGAUCUGAGGGGUGUGCAAAAUGUGGCCGAGCUCGAUGCUUUCCCGCUACAGCGAUCGCGGUCGGUCGGCUCUCUUACAAUCUAUUCGGAGUCCUUGAGAAGUUCCUAUCUCUGCAGCCGCCGCCGGGAUUCCUGCGAUGGCUUCGUGGAUGUCGUCAGUAGCGAUUAUUCCCAUAACCGCCAGGAAGUUUUCUCUUUGGGGACUUUGGCAGAGAAGACGCCACAGCACCACGAGGUAUCCCUGUUCACUACCCACUCGUCUAAACCUGUAAUGCGACCUUCCUUUGAGGCUGAAGCCCAGAAACUGGCACAAAUACCCGAUGAUUUGGACGAUGAUGGAGGUGUCGAGUCUGCGUUAGCAAAGCUGGAAGGUAAGAUCUAUGAGAAAAAGCUGGCCAAGUUGCCUGUCUCAAUGCAGCCUUCCAACGAGUCUGUGCCCGGAGUCGCAAAUCAUAGCGUUGGGAGUGCGGCUGAUCUUCCUGUGGAGCACCCUACUACGCCAGAGAAGGAGAAGAAAAGGCACCGUAUCCAACAUGUUGGGGAUGAGCACAUGCUCCCUCAUGGCACCGAAGCAAAAACACGCUCGACACGUCACGUAUCAGAGACUUUAGGUGUAAAAUCGUUUCUAUCUGGUUCCCAAGAGUCUUACUCGUCGAUCCCACUGCUUGAUCGGGGAUUAACGGACGGCGGUCGAAGCAAAACAAAUACCCAAUGGACCAACCAGUCGAUCCUGCAGGGCCCAGAAGACAACCAAACCCCCGUCGACGAAGCCUCACCUUCCUGUACAUCUUUUGAGUUCAUUCAGAAGACUCAGAGCAUGGACCAAAUUAAGCCAGUGUCAAACGCCACUAGAUCCAGCGACUUCCAGUCAUUCCGUGACGUAUACAGCGACCGUGACUCUGAUCUGUCUUCUGAAUUAUCUCUUGAAGUGGUCGAAUCCGACGACUAUGCCGCCAAGUCGGCUAGAAGACCAAGCACGAUCAACACCGAGAUCCCGACUAAUGUCAACGCGCAAGCACACCGGUUGAUAGAUGAUCAUCCGCCUUCUCCUCCUACGACUAUGGAGCAAGUUCUUCAGUUGUCGCCGGAGACCGCGUGUGUGCCUCAGUUGCACGAGAAUCAAAUCUGGGAACAAAAGUCCCUGCCGUCAACCCCCGACACAACACCGUUUACUGCGAUGUAUCAGCAACGCAUGGCUUCUCCACGCGAUCCUACUGGGACACGGGAAGCUAUCCGGCAUACGCCACGAUUCCAAGACGACAUGAGUGAGCAGAGUUCAGUACACUUGCCUUUCAUACUUGCAUUUGAUUCGGAGGUCCUGGCCCAGCAGUUUACUCUGAUUGAAAAGGACGCCCUUAAUGAGGUUGAUUGGAAGGAGCUGAUCGAUAUGCGCUGGAAAAAUUCCCACAGUGACUGUCGCUCAUGGGUUGAUUUUCUUCGCAACAGUGACGCGCGUGGAGUCGAGGUAGUUGUUGCUCGCUUCAACAUCAUGGUCAAGUGGACUAUCUCGGAGAUCGUGCUUACACGAGAUAUUGAAGAGCGCGCGCGCUGCAUCAUCAAGUUCCUACACAUAGCUGCACACUGUCGGAAGUUUCGCAAUUUCGCCACUAUGAGCCAGAUUGCUCUGGCGUUGACGUCCAACGAGGUGGCGAGACUGACAAAGACGUGGACGAUGGUGCCUCCUCACGAUCUCAGGACCAUGCAAGAACUCGAAACCCUGGUGUCACCAACCAAGAACUUUUACAACCUGCGAGCAGAGAUGGAAGGAGGUGCAACUACCGCUGACACAGGAUGCAUCCCCUUCGUAGGCAUUUACACGCACGAUCUCCUAUUCAACUCGCAGAGGCCUUCGGAAAUUGCCAGUUCGCCGACUACUGCACCGCUGGUCAACUUUGAGCGCUGCCGUAUCGCCGCUUCCGUCGUUAAAACUCUCCUUCGUUUACUGGAGGCAAGCACUCUAUAUGAGUUCCAGCCAAUCGAGGGCAUCACCGAGCGUUGUCUCUGGAUGACUGCCCUUAAUGAUGACGAGAUCAGGCGGCAUUCUGAGGGCCUGGAGCCUUCACCCGUCUAA
Molecule: messenger RNA, 5367 nt
Organism: Pseudomassariella vexata
Lineage: Eukaryota; Fungi; Ascomycota; Sordariomycetes; Amphisphaeriales; Pseudomassariaceae
Exons: 2
Coding region: 1-5367 (1788 amino acids)
Biological process (GO): Ras protein signal transduction; positive regulation of GTPase activity
Cellular component (GO): plasma membrane
Molecular function (GO): guanyl-nucleotide exchange factor activity
Source: RefSeq, a predicted model, not a curated record